AUAUGUUCUCAACGUGGCAUGCCAACGCCACGGCAGCCUGCAUCAAUAGGUGCCUCUAAUAAUCAGGCUCUUCAUCUUGAAAGAAAUCAAGUUGGGUUAUCUGAGAGGGGGAAUGACCAGUCAAUAGGUACCUACGUAUCGGUGUUCUCCUUGAUAUCGAGCUCCGAGCUCCCCUCUUUAAACUAGAACCUGAGGUACGCUGAACAACGUCUACGUGAACAGCAGCGCUUCAAUGCUUCAUUUUAUAUCGGACGUUUUAAUAUGGCAGCCCAAGGAGCGGCUAUGCCGCUUCAAUCUAAGGACCACAAGACAUUGAUGGAUAUUAUUGAUAAAUUGAGGUCAAAGGGAAUUAACCGAUAUGUCAAUCUUCCUCAGAUUGUCGUCUGCGGCGAUCAAUCAUCGGGUAAAAGUUCUGUUUUGCAGGCAAUUUCGGGCAUGACUUUUCCAACCAAGGAUAGCCUCUGUACACGUUUCGCGACGGAAUUGAUCUUACGACAUACGAAUGAACACACUGAAGAGACAUGUCGCGUAUCUAUUUCUCCUGGCAUCGAUCGCUCGGCUGAAGAAAAGGCACGUCUUGAGAAAUUCCAAUACUCCGAGAUCCCUGACAACUUCAAUAUUGGAGCCUUGGUGGAUAAGGCUAAAGAAGUUAUGGGAGUUGGUUCCAAUCAAGGUAGAACCUUCUGCAAGGACGUCCUUCGCAUCGAACUAUCCGGUCCAACUCAGCCUCAUUUGACAAUCGUUGACCUGCCGGGACUUUUUCGUGCCGGUAAUAGGGAGCAGUCGGCUGAGGAUGCCGCGAUCGUACAAUCGCUAGUGCUCUCGUACAUGAAGAAUCCACGGAGUAUUAUACUAGCUGUGGUUUCAGCUCAGAGCAACUUCGCUUUGCAAGAAGUCACCCAGCAUGCACGCGAAAUUGAUAUUCGUGGUGAAAGGACCUUGGGACUCAUCACAAAACCGGACACACUCGACGUCGGCUCGGCAAGUGAGCGUGACUACUUCGACUUGGUGCAGAAUAGGGACGUCAAGUUCCGGCUUGGAUGGCACGUCAUGAGAAACCGUAGUUUCAAAAGCAGAGAUGUCACGAAUGAGGAGCGGGACCAAGCAGAGGCGGAGUUUUUCGAUCAAGGCGUCUGGGCUGGACUACCACGAUCCCAGAAAGGGUCCGCAAGCCUACGUACUCGGUUGAGCGAGGUGCUCAAGGAACAAAUACUCGAACAGCUACCGGAAGUUCUGGAAGAGAUCCAGAGAGGACUAGACGAAUGCUCGAGCCAACUUGAAAAGCUUGGCGCAGCUCGUAGCACGCUCGCUGAACAACGCAAGUACUUGCUCAAGGCUAGCCACCAAUUCUCAAAUCUCAUCACCGAAGCAAAAGAUGGGUUUUAUCAAGAUAAGUUCUUUGGAAACGCUCGGGAAGAGAUCGGGUACCGUAAAAGGCUCCGUGCUGUUGUGCAGAAUAUUUUGACUGAUUUUGCCCAUACAAUGCGAACUGAUGGACAUGCAAGGAAUAUUGUCGAGGAAGUCUCAAUGGAAGUCUCAAUGGAUGACCCUACAGAGGUUUCACGAGAUGAUUACCUACUAGAAGUGAAAGAUCUGAUGAGAAGAAGUCGGGGGUGUGAGCUUCCAGGCACAUACAGCCCUUUGAUAAUUGGCGAGUUGUUCCGCGAACAGUGUAAGCCCUGGAGAAGCUGGUUGGAAAGUUUCUCUAGCAAGAUAUUCAAAGCUGUUGACUUAACUGUUAAUGAAGCAUUGACAUACAUUGUGGAUGAGGAUACGAAGGCGAAGCUCUGGUGUGAAUUGAUUAGUGAUGGUUUGGGUCGGCUCAACCGUGAGCUUGGUAGCAAAGUGGCCGAGAUCCUACGACCUCAUGAGGAUGGCCACCCAAUAACAUAUAACCACUAUCUGACAGAGAGCGUUCAGAAGAUUCGCAUCGGUCGCUAUCGGGACAAUGUCAUGCGCGGUCUGAAAGAGUCUGGAAUUGGAACAAAUAUGCUACUUGGAAGUCUUGACAAGUGCUUGGAGGCAGCUGUUAAGCAUACUGAAAAAGACAUGGAGACUGUGUCAAGUUCGGAUGCGAUCGACUGGAUGGAGGCAUAUUAUGAAGUAGCACUGAAGCAAAUUGUGGAUGACUUCAGUAAGCUAGCGAUUGAAGCUUGUCUUAUUUCGAAGCUGCCUGGGUUAUUUACCCCUGAAGUGGUAUUUGAACUUAGCGAUGAUACCGUAAGCAGGAUUGCUGCCGAAAGUUGGGAAACGGCAGACGAACGACAAUUCCUCACGGAUAAGAUGAACGUCCUGAGCAGUGGCAUGACGGAGCUACAGCGCCUAAGCAAAUAUCAUAAGGGUACAGGAGGUGACAAACUAGAAAAAGAAGCCAACACACCUGAAUUCUCCUCUAAGCAAGAACAAUCUUGGAGCCAACCAGCUCUAGAUGCACCUAUGCCAGAGCGACCGGAAGAACCGGAGCACGAAGCAACGAGUCCGGCAGCUUCAGAAUGGACGGCCGAGCCUGAUGCUGCAAGCUACGGCCAUUUUUCAGAGGGACCACAGUCCUCCGAAAUCUAUGAGGAGCCAGUCAUUGAAAUAGACAGGCCAGGUUUCAAGGUUGCUAAGGAAAGUAAAGCUCUCACGACCAAAAAGACGAGGGAAAAGAAAAGGAGAGAACGGGCUACCUUUGCCUGGAAAUCACCCAUUUUUGGGGCGCAAGCUGAGGAAUACGAACGCCAAUAUUAGUUUGAGCACCUAAAUUGAGUUAUACUCAAAAUUAACGGGGUUCGGCGCCCAGAUGUCUUACGGCUAGGCAGCCUUUCCGAAUUCAUCACCUGCGUCUCUAUUCCUUUCUCGUGCCAUGAUAAAGCUUAAUGGGUUUUGGUUCCAGUUGCAGCUAGGGUAUUUCCCACAUAGAGUGUGUAGGUUGAAAAUAAAAUCCGUGUUAAGUUAUGUUACAUGAGGUCUUGAAAACCUGUUUACCCCUUUAUGAUAGAAGUUGGCAUCGCAUGUAUCUGGGUACCUAAGGUACCUAGGAGAUCUAAGUAGGUAGAUAGGUAUACAUCGAAUUGUGGUACGUAGGUAUUAGUAAAUGCAGUCACCCCUACUGUGUAUAAAAUUGAGAGAUGAUCGAUAAUA
Daldinia loculata is the source of this 3123-nucleotide messenger RNA. Its product is annotated as P-loop containing nucleoside triphosphate hydrolase protein. Gene Ontology annotation, cellular component: membrane; cytoplasm; microtubule. Gene Ontology annotation, molecular function: GTPase activity; microtubule binding; GTP binding. NCBI's taxonomy places the organism in Eukaryota, Fungi, Ascomycota, Sordariomycetes, Xylariales, Hypoxylaceae. The record is from RefSeq and is a predicted model, not a curated record. The transcript is spliced from 3 exons. The coding region runs from base 262 to 2730 and encodes 822 amino acids.